Tympanuchus pallidicinctus (lesser prairie-chicken) is the source of this 1094-nucleotide messenger RNA. RefSeq names its product G protein subunit gamma 4 (gene GNG4). Gene Ontology annotation, cellular component: heterotrimeric G-protein complex. The transcript is spliced from 3 exons. Bases 223 to 447 code for a protein of 74 amino acids. The record is from RefSeq and is a predicted model, not a curated record. Gene Ontology annotation, biological process: G protein-coupled receptor signaling pathway. Gene Ontology annotation, molecular function: G-protein beta-subunit binding. NCBI's taxonomy places the organism in Eukaryota, Metazoa, Chordata, Aves, Galliformes, Phasianidae.
GGAUAGAUGAGAUCCUGUAUGAUGUAGGACUACUGGCACACGCCAGUAACAUGCAGACUGCACGUAGUCCGUUCACUAACAUAGUUACUGUAACUACGGUGACUGUCAGAGCCUGUGUACCUUUGUAUCGAUCUAACUUAAUAGGAGACUGCUGGAAAAACAAGCAGAAAUGAACACAGUGAGCACAGCUGAGCACUUUCUGGUUUGAGGAUUGGAAACAAAAUGAAGGAACUAACGUCAAACAGUACAACCAAUAUAUCUCAAGCUAGGAAAGCUGUGGAGCAAUUAAAAAUGGAAGCAUACAUGGAUAGGAUGAAGGUAUCCAAGGCUGCAGCAGACUUACUGGCAUACUGUGAUGCUCAUAUUGGAGAAGAUCCCCUUAUUAUCCCAGUGCCUGCAUCUGAAAAUCCCUUCAGGGAGAAGAAACUCUUUUGCACAAUCCUUUGAGUCGGUUUUCAAGUAAAAAUAUUGUAUGUUAAAAUUUGGUAUCAGUGAUGCAUGUUUUUGGAUUUAGCAUAUCUUCCUCAGAUAUCAAUAUUUAACCUAGGAUGACAGUGUUUUUAGAAGGUAGUGCAUUUCCUGUUAAUAAAUACAUAAAAUAAAAAUAAAAAUCUUAAAAAAAAAAUCAAGGUAAUCCUUAUUUUUCAGACCAGUGCAUAAAUUUCAUUUCAGUUUUCAUAAACGUUCCGUGGUUCUUAAUGAAAGUAUCUAGAACAGUAUCGAGUUGUAGAUAUCUUUGGCAGUCAUAGAUUUUUCUGAGACCUAAAUGAGUCAUACCAACUAUGAAGCUAUUUUUAACAAUCUUAUUUUCUUCAGAAGGUGAAUUUAAUUCAUCUGCCUUUACAAAUUUUUAUCUAAAAAGAGUAGUGUGACCUUUCCACGAGAGGCACUAUUAAGGAAAAAAUGCCAGUGAUCUACGAUGUUUGGGACGGUCAGUCUUAUACAAUAAGUGAUGUUUAUAAAUAUGUUUUGUGAAAGCUGUAAUAAACUGGACUACAAAAACAAUCUGAAUAAGGAAGUACUGUAACUACAGGUAAAAUGAAGAUGUAUGGUUAUAUACUACGACUGCAUCAAUAAAACUUUGGGGAAACAUG